Messenger RNA from Corythoichthys intestinalis (scribbled pipefish), 1180 nucleotides. It is a transcript of the gene nr0b2a, whose product is annotated as nuclear receptor subfamily 0, group B, member 2a. The record is from RefSeq and is a predicted model, not a curated record. Lineage: Eukaryota; Metazoa; Chordata; Actinopteri; Syngnathiformes; Syngnathidae. Gene Ontology annotation, cellular component: nucleus; cytoplasm. Gene Ontology annotation, molecular function: transcription factor binding; transcription corepressor activity. The transcript is spliced from 3 exons. The coding region runs from base 251 to 916 and encodes 221 amino acids. Gene Ontology annotation, biological process: negative regulation of transcription by RNA polymerase II; circadian rhythm.
UGGUAGCUUGGUACGGCCUGGGUUAAUGACACAGUCCCGAAGAUAAGGCCUAGCCCUCUUGAUAUCCAGACGUUACUCCACCAGCUCCUUUUCAUUGAGAAAACCUUAUCAGUUUCCCUGGAUUAUACCAGCAGUCACCUGGCAGAGCGCAUGGUUGUUUUGCACAGAGAGUGUAUUGACAAGUCAAGGUCCACUUGGGUGGCCUUAUAAAUACAGAGGCGAGAGCGUUUGUAUCCAGUAGAGCCUUUUCAUGAUGGAUAACCAAUGUCAGUGCAGCAGCGACAGACUGUUAAAUCCCAUCCUCUUUAACAUUCUCAGCCAAUUGGAUAACAGCUGCCCGAGUCCGCACGACUAUAAUUCAAUACCUCAUCGAUGCAAUUGUGAGCUGCGGCGAACGCUUCCACCUAAUGACCAGUUCAUGCUCCUUAAAAACUGUUGGGCGCCCCUCUUCAUCCUUGGCCUUGCGCAGGAGCACGUGGACUUUGAGGUGGAAGACGUCCCGGCUGACAGCAUGCUGAAGAAGAUUCUUCUGCGACAAGAGGGGGGGACGGAGAUGGAGCAGCCCACCAUGGCUGGCGUCAGCAAACUCAAGUCCUGCCUCAAAAAGUUCUGGAGCUUAGACUUGAGUCCAAAGGAGUAUGCGUACCUUAAAGGGACGACAAUAUUUAAUCCAGACAUCCCAGAUCUAAAUGCAUCUCUGUUUAUCGAGGGCUUGCAACAAGAGGCACAGCAAGCUCUGAGCGAGGUGGUCCGACUGCUUCACCCCACACGACAGGAGCGUUUCGCCCGCAUCCUUCUCACGGCAUCAAUGCUACAAAGCAUCACGCCCAGUCUGAUCAUCGAGCUCUUAUUCCGGCCUAUAAUUGGCCAUGCUGACCUGUUUGAAGUUCUGGUGGACAUGCUCUUCUGCAGGUAGAGGAAGCCGUUGUUGACAAAACUGAAGCCAAUCUUUUCCAUUCAAAUGCAAGCAAAAAUAUUGCUUAUUUUUCAUGACAUUUUCUUAAAUGGAAGCAGACGUCAGGAACUAUUUCAUCUCUGGAUAAUUUUACUUAUCCAACAUUGCAAAAACAAGUCUUGAUGUCACACUUGUUGAAAAUGUUAUGUUAUGUUAGCUCUGUUGUAAAUAAAUAUGUUUUUGCACUUACAAAACAAUCCAAAUAAAUCUAUUUUUAUAUAUCAA